Messenger RNA from Girardinichthys multiradiatus, 2265 nucleotides. RefSeq lists its product as uncharacterized. NCBI's taxonomy places the organism in Eukaryota, Metazoa, Chordata, Actinopteri, Cyprinodontiformes, Goodeidae. The transcript is spliced from 2 exons. The coding region runs from base 145 to 1890 and encodes 581 amino acids. The record is from RefSeq and is a predicted model, not a curated record.
CUUUGGACCACAUCCCAGCUCUACGCUCUGCAGGUUGGCUUAAAAGGUGGGCUUUCUGAAACAUUGACACAGGUUAUGCUCCAAAAGGCUAAAUAAAUUAGCCAGAAUUAUUCAUCUUGGAAUGUCAAAUCAACAGAUGUAGCUAUGGCUCUAAGGAGGUCUGCUUCGAUGCUGUUGGCUUCAAUGAUUGUUCUCCACUGGGCAACUUUCUUUGCCUGGUCAGAUUCUUCAACCUCAGUCCUCACCGUGGUCAACAGUCAGCUGAAUUAUGAAAGAAGAGAGAAAACAGAGAAGACCCUAAAUGUUGUCAAAGAUUCUCUCCUUCUUUUUCAAGAUGUCAUGGAAAACAUUGACUCCGAGAAGUUGUCAACUGUCCUGCAGGGAAUUUCCAGCUUUGCUAGUUUGGCACCAGGUGUUGGAGCUUUGGUCUCCUCUGUCAUCAACAUGGUCUUGGCCUUUAUCCCUCAGGAUGACCCGGUGCUGAAUGAGGUGAAGAAAGGGUUUGUUGAGGUGAACCAGAAACUGGACUCUCUGUCCAUCAAGAUCUCCAACCUGGCAACACACGUAGAAUGGACCAACUAUGCCAGCGUCUACUCUAGAGAUGAAGCCACCAUCCUCAAUGUCUGGAAGAAGUUUGAUGAGUUUCUGGAUAAAACUGGAUCACAACAUGUUAAGGAAAACAAUCAAAAUGCUGAAAUAUUCAUCAACUACUAUAAAAGCUGUGGAGCUGAGUCCAGUGUGUCCAAUCUUUACCGCUACCUGACAGUAGACAGCAUGUCUCUGAGUGAAAACCUCAACAACCUACUGAAGAAGAAGUUUAAAUGUGAUCUUUAUAUGAUUGGCAGAUAUAACUUGUACUUGAGCAGUUUGUUUUGGAAGGGGAUGGUGCUCAACCAGUUCUACUGGAAACUGACUGGUGUUAAAACAAAAGGCAAAGAAGCUGAACAUGUGCAGAUGUUCAAGAAGGUUUCUGAAGCUCAGUUAUCAGCUGUGAAGUUCUGCCUAAACAACUAUGAGCAGUACUUGAAGAACGAUGUGGAAGAGAUCACAAAAGAUCUCAGUCCUGACAAAAAAGCCAUUGCUCUUAAGGUGAAAGAGGUUCUGGACAACAAGUACCGCUGGUAUAGCUGGGUGGUGGUGGUGUUUGACCAAAGCAAGUCCAAGAAUCACCAGCUUUAUGCUCGGUUUGUCUUCAAAAUUGGCAGCCUUGUUGUGGCUGUGGACUACACUGUAAAGUCCAGCAUGAUACAUGUUAAAGAAGUUAAGAACACAAUCAGAAGUUGUUUUGAAAACAAGAAGUGUGAAAUUGAGACCACAGCACAGAAAUGCAGCCAUCAAUGGCAUCCCAAAGAUCAUGAUGAUGAAAUUACUAUUUCUUUUGAAAAAUAUGCCGUAGUUACACAAGUUGCCUAUAAAAACGCGUUUGAAGAAGUUCCAGCACCUUUUCAUCGAGUGAAGUGUUCAUGGGACGGCUAUGACAGCUGGAUCUCUGUUCAUUACUCCAGAACCGAACCUGUCUGUAGCAGCAAUCGAUGUAAGAACAAUGGGAAAUGCAAGAGGCUGCUCAGGUCCAAUGAGUGGCUGUGUGAGUGUCAGGAUGGUUACUAUGGAGACACCUGUGAAAAAAUGAUGAACAUGACAGUGACACCAGUACCAGUACCAACCAGCCCUGUGGAGUCCAAACAACAGAUCAUCAUGAAGACAGUGAAGAAGUCAUAUAUACUUAUUAUUUGCAUUUUCAUUAGUUUGUUUGUUUUGGUGCUGAAAGAGUUUCUGAACCAUUUUAACUUCUCCUCAUGCUGUCAACUCAAGGAUUCCUGCUUGAACUCAACAAGGACUCAGAAGAUCAAAUUAAAUAAUGUUCGCAAGAUAAUCACUGAGAAAAUAUGAGUAAUUCAGCAUGACCUGCGGUUAAUUGAUGCUUUUACAGAAACAUCUAAAAUAACUCGAGCACCUUCAUUGCUCUGUUAGAAUCUAACCUCAGCGUUAAAUAACCAAAACCACAGAUUUCACUGACGUCAUUGUGGUUUGUCACUUGUUUUUCUUCUAAAUGGAUCUUGCAUCAAAAUGUCUUAAAAUGUAAAAUCACCAGAGUAUACAUUCAGCAGUUGUUGGUUUUUUAUGUUACAGCUGUGUGUUGAUGUACUGUUGAUGUACUGAGACCCUGUGGGGAGGACGUUUCAUUUCUUUGUGCUGUUAACAUGAAAUGGAUUUAUUUUAAAUAAAGCCAUCAGAUGAUGGGUGACAUCAUUCACAGAGAGCAUA